Molecule: messenger RNA, 615 nt
Organism: Soboliphyme baturini
Lineage: Eukaryota; Metazoa; Nematoda; Enoplea; Dioctophymatida; Soboliphymatidae
Source: the annotation of a GenBank genome assembly
AUGGAAGGCUUUAGCAAAGAUAUUUUCGCUGAUUUAAACAUACUGCACGAUCCCACCAAUCCGGCAAUGACUGCGAAGUUGGUGAAAUUCGCAGUUGAACUCGGCUAUGACACGGUCGCAAUUAAUCACGAAGCUUUCGACCUCAUGGAGGAAGUUCCGCCGCCUCAGGCGGAAGGCGGCGGUGGGAAACGAAGGAAAAAGGCGGCGCGAAAAAUAGUGGACAUACCUGAGCCGUUUAUGGUGCGUCUAACCGACGCCGACAUAGCGAAGCUGUCGGUUAAAGGAAAGAAAUUUCGUAUUUAUUCCAGAUUGUCGAUAGCACUGGACGACGUAUCACUGUUGCAUAAGAUCAUUCGUCACCCCAGCAUUUCGAAAUACGACAUUCUGGCCGUAUAUCCGAAAAACGAGCAAGCUUUCAGUACAGUCGUCAAUAAGAUGGACGCAGACAUCAUUGGCAUCGACCUGAAUUCCAAAACGCGCUGGGUCUCCAAGGGAAAGACGGCACAAAUGGCUGUCAAAAAGGGCAUCGCGUUCGAGAUCUCAUACUCAACAGCCCUUACUGACAGUUCUGUGCGGCGCGACAUGUUCGCCAAUGCGCGGAGCAUUGUAGAGUAA